This is a messenger RNA of Procambarus clarkii (red swamp crayfish), 2944 nucleotides long. The record is from RefSeq and is a predicted model, not a curated record. Lineage: Eukaryota; Metazoa; Arthropoda; Malacostraca; Decapoda; Cambaridae.
CGAGGCAGGACACAGCGAGGCAGGACACAGCGAGGCAGGAUACAGCGUGGCAGGACACAGCGAGGCAGGAUACAGCGAGGCAGGACACAGCAAGGCAGGACACAGUAAGGCAGGACACAGCGAGGCAGGACACAGCGAGGCAGUAUACAGCGAGGCAGGACACAGCGAGGCAGGACACAGCAAGGCAGGACACAGUAAGGCAGGACACAGCGAGGCAAGACACAGCGAGGCAGGACACAGUGAGGCAGGACACAGCGAGGCAGGACACAGCGAGGCAGGACACAGUGAGGCAGGACACAGCGAGGCAGGACACAGCGAGGCAGGACACAACGAGGCAGGACACAGCGAGGCAGGAUACAGCGAGGCAGGACACAGCGAGGCAGGAUACAGCGAGGCAGGAUACAGCGAGGCAGGAUACAGCGAGGCAGGACACAGCGAGGCAGGACACAGCGAGGCAGGAUACAGCAAGGCAGGAUACAGCGAGGCAGGACACAGCGAGGCAGGAUACAGCGAGGCAGGAUACAGCGAGGCAGGACACAGCGAGGCAGGAUACAGCGAGGCAGGAUACAGCGAGGCAGGACACAGCGAGGCAGGACACAACAAGGCAGGAUACAGCGAGGCAGGAUACAGCGAGGCAGGAUACAGCGAGGCAGGAUACAGCGAGGCAGGAUACAGCGAGGCAGGAUACAGCGAGGCAGGACACAGCGAGGCAGGACACAGCAAGGCAGGACACAGCGAGGCAGGACACAGCGAGGCAGGACACAGCAAGGCAGGACACAGCGAGGCAGGACACAACAGCUCUACAACACUUCAGGCAGCCAUACAACACUUCAGGCAGCCCUACAACACUUCAGACAGCUCUACAACACUUCAGGCAGCUCUACAGAACUUCAGGCAGCUCUACAGCACUUCAGGUAGCUCUACAACACUUCAGACAGCUCUACAACACUUCAGACAGCUCUACAACACUUCAGACAGCUCUACAACACUUCAGGCAGCUCUACAACCCUUCAGGCAGCUCUACAACUCUUCAGGCAGCUCUACAACACUUCAGACAGCUCUACAACACUUCAGGCAGCUCUACAACACUUCAGGCAGCUCUACAACACUUCAGGCAGCUCUACAACACUUCAGGCAGCUCUACAACACUUCAGGCAGCUCUACAACACUUCAGGCAGCCCUACAACACUUCAGGCAGCCCUACAACACUUCAGACAGCUCUACAACACUUCAGGCAGCUCUACAGAACUUCAGGCAGCUCUACAGCACUUCAGGUAGCUCUACAACACUUCAGACAGCUCUACAACACUUCAGACAGCUCUACAACACUUCAGACAGCUCUACAACACUUCAGGCAGCUCUACAACACUUCAGGCAGCUCUACAACUCUUCAGGCAGCUCUACAACACUUCAGACAGCUCUACAACACUUCAGGCAGCUCUACAACACUUCAGGCAGCUCUACAACACUUCAGGCAGCUCUACAACACUUCAGGCAGCUCUACAACACUUCAGGCAGCUCUACAACACUUCAGGCAGCUCUACAACACUUCAGGCAGCUCUACAACACUUCAGGCAGCUCUACAACACUUCAGACAGCUCUACAACACUUUCGACAGCUCUACAACACUUCAGACAGCACUACAACACUUCAGGCAGCUGUACGAUACUUCAGGCAGCUCUACAACACUUCAGACAGCUCUACAACACUUCAGGCAGCUCUACAACACUUCAGGCAGCUCUACAACACUUCAGGCAGCUCUACAACACUUCAGGCAGCUCUACAACAUUUCAGGCAGCUCUACAACACUUCAGACAGCUCUACAACACUUCAGGCAGCUCUACAACACUUCAGACAGCCCUCUACAACACUUCAGACAGCUCUACAACACUUCAGACAGCUCUACAACACUUCAGACAGCUCUAAAACACUUCAGACAGCUCUACAACACUUCAGGCAGCUGUACGAUACUUCAGGCAGCUCUACAACACUUCAGACAGCUCUACAACACUUCAGGCAGCUCUACAACACUUCAGACAGCUCUUCAACACUUCAGGCAGCUCUAAAACACUUCAGACAGCUCUACAACACUUCAGGCAGCUCUACAACCCUUCAGGCAGCUCUACAACACUUCAGGCAGCUCUACAACACUUCAGGCAGCUCUACAACACUUCAGGCAGCUCUACAACACUUCAGGCAGCCCUACAACACUUCAGGCAGCUCUACAACACUUCAGGCAGCUCUACAACACUUCAGGACAGCUCUACAACACUUCAGGCAGCUCUACAACACUUCAGGCAGCCCUACAACACUUCAGGCAGCUCUACAACACUUCAGGCAGCUCUACAACACUUCAGGCAGCUCUACAACACUUCAGGCAGCUCUACAACACUUCUCAGACAGCUCUAAAACACUUCAGACAGCUCUACAACACUUCAGGCAGCUCUACAACACUUCAGGCAGCUCUACAACACUUCAGGCAGCUCUACAACACUUCAGACAGCUCUACAACACUUCACAGCUCUACACUUCAGACAGCUCUACAACACUUCAGGCAGCUCUACAACACUUCAGGCAGCUCUACAACACUUCAGGCAGCUCUACAACACUUCAGGCAGCUCUACAACACUUCAGGCAGCUCUACAACACUUCAGGCAGCUCUACAACACUUCAGGCAGCUCUACAACACUUCAGACAGCUCUUCAACACUUCAGGCAGCUCUAAAACACUUCAGACAGCUCUACAACACUUCAGGCAGCACUACAACACUUCAGACAGCUCUACAACACUUCAGGCAGCUGUACAACACUUCAGACAGCUCUACAACACUUCAGGCAGCUCUACAACACUUCAGGCAGCUCUACAACACUUCAGACAGCUCUACAACACUUCAAACAACUCUACAACACUUCAGACAGUUCUACAACACUUCAGACAGCUCUAA